UUAUAGUUUGCCGUGAGGCGAAUCUAUGAGGAGCAGAGAUUGAGCAGCAUUGGCACUACUUUUUGAGACGAAAUAUGGCAUGGCGUUCGCACGGUGAAUCAAAUGCCUCAUUGGUAGAAAAUUUACGUAGGAAUGGCUUAUUUAAAGAUGAGCGAGUUAAGGUGACAAUGUUGAGGGUUGAUCGAGCUGAUUUUUGUCCUCGAAAUCCAUAUUUGGAUAAUCCGGAACCAAUCGGUUGCAAUGCAACGAUUAGUGCGCCUCAUAUGCAUGCUGCUGCACUUGAACGGCUCAAGGAUUACUUGAUGGAAGGUGAUAGAGCACUUGAUAUUGGUUCCGGUUCCGGUUAUCUAACAACAUGCAUGGCAUAUAUGGUUGGUGCAAGUGGUAAAGUCGUUGGAGUGGAACAUAUUAAACAGCUAGUGGACUUAUCAAUCAGCAAUAUCAAAAAAAACCAUGCGAACCUUCUAGAAGAAAGAGUACUAAUAGUUGAAGGCGAUGGGCGCAAAGGCUUCCCACAGUACGCACCUUAUAAGGCAAUUCAUGUCGGAGCUGCAGCACCAAAUGUUCCUGAUGAGUUGUUGAAUCAGUUAGCUCCUGGAGGACGAAUGUUGAUACCGGUUGGUGCUGCACAUAGUGAUCAGCGUUUUUUACAAGUUGAUAAAGAUAGCAAGGGUAAAGUUACGGUGAACGAUCUGAUGGGUGUAAUUUACGUUCCGCUUACUAACAAAGAGAACCAAAUUGGACGGAAUCAGUGACUUUUUUUUUAUGUAAUUUGGACACUUCUGUUGGUGAACUGAGGUGAUGUCAAGUUCUGAACAGUUAUUUAGAUGGGUCGUGGGAGCAGAUGUGCGGAUUGGAAGAUUUAGUAUUAUUAUGCUUCCCCCCAAAAAUAUUGCUAAUGAACGGCUUAUUCGGUAUCGGGAAGUUAUUAAUACCAUUGCUCUUUGUUUAAUGGAUACUUUAUGGAAGAUUCUGAUUUGUGAUUUGUUUACAUACCGUUCCAAAAUUUUGGAAUACUUCCGUGGAAUACAACAUGUUACCUUUUAUGGUCUGACCAUAGAAGUAUUUGUACAUAUAUUCAUUUUCUGCUUAUGCCAUUGUCUUUAUAUCAUCGGAUGCCCUUGUAAUUCGUAUUAGCUUAUAAACAUUAUUAUGGUUUUGCCCCUUUUUUUGAGUUUGUAGAAUUGAGCACAGGAUGACCGACAUUCUUCAGAUUUACGAGUUACUUCCACG
This is a messenger RNA of Loa loa (African eye worm), 1233 nucleotides long. Its product is annotated as protein-L-isoaspartate O-methyltransferase. Gene Ontology annotation, cellular component: cytoplasm. The transcript is spliced from 5 exons. Bases 75 to 755 code for a protein of 226 amino acids. Gene Ontology annotation, biological process: protein modification process. The record is from RefSeq and is a predicted model, not a curated record. Gene Ontology annotation, molecular function: protein-L-isoaspartate (D-aspartate) O-methyltransferase activity. NCBI's taxonomy places the organism in Eukaryota, Metazoa, Nematoda, Chromadorea, Rhabditida, Onchocercidae.